This is a messenger RNA of Danio rerio (zebrafish), 1456 nucleotides long. RefSeq names its product regucalcin (gene rgn). Gene Ontology annotation, cellular component: cytoplasm. Gene Ontology annotation, molecular function: enzyme regulator activity; gluconolactonase activity; calcium ion binding. The record is from RefSeq and is marked validated. NCBI's taxonomy places the organism in Eukaryota, Metazoa, Chordata, Actinopteri, Cypriniformes, Danionidae.
CACACACACACCACGGUUGCAGAGAGGAACUUUGCAAAGUUUUUAACUUUUUGCACGGAUAUCGACCAGAGAGGAAAAUAGGAUAAACAUUUAAAAAGGUCAUGUCAUCAAUAAAAGUCGAGUGUGUUAUCAAAGAAAAGAAUGAAGUCGGUGAGAGUCCAGUCUGGGAGGAGAAGGACUCCUCUUUGCUGUACGUUGAUAUCACAGGUCAAAAGGUCAGCCGAUGGAGCUCCCUGACCAAACAAAUAGAGAGUAUGAACACAGAGAAACUGGUCGGCUGUGUGGUUCCACGGCAGGCUGGGGGUUACGUCAUCGCGGAGGGAACUCGAUUCACAUUUGUUGACUGGGUAAAGCGGUCGAUUACAGCUGUUGCCGAAGUUAAUGAGAAACCAAACACCCGCUUCAACGAUGGAAAAGUAGAUCCAGCUGGCAGGUUUUUUGCAGGUACCAUGUCUAUGGACAUGAAGCCCGAUGUGGUGGAUGCAGCCCUGUACAACCUUCAACCUGACCACUCUGUUGUCCGCCAUUUUGACCAAGUGCACCUCUCCAAUGGUUUGGACUGGUCUCUGGACCAUCGUGUCUUCUACUACAUCGACAGUCUGGCGUUCAUGGUGGAGGCCUUCGACUAUGACAUCCAAACUGGAGGAUUGUCUAACCGCAGGACGGUUUACAAGAUGGAGAAGGAUGAAGGCAUACCAGACGGUAUGUGCAUAGACACAGAAGGCAAGCUGUGGGUCGCCUGCUUCAAUGGAGGAAGAGUGUUGCGGAUCGACCCUCAAACAGGCAAGCGUCUGCAAACAGUGAAGCUUCCAGCAGAGAGAAUCACUUCAUGCUGUUUUGGAGGGAAAGACUACAGUGAUCUGUACAUCACCUCAGCAUAUAUAGGCAUGGAUGCAGAAGCACUGGCUAAACAACCUGAGGCUGGUUGCACAUUUAAGGUGACUGGUUUAGGGGUUAAAGGAAUCCCACCAUACUCAUACACUGGAUAAAAAACCAGGGGGAAGUGAUGAAUUGUGAUCGUUUUGCAGUUUUUUGGUUCUAAAUCAAUGUUCUAAUAUAUAUAUAUAUAUAUAUUUUUUUUUUUUAAUUCAUAACUCUGAUAAUUCAGAUAAGUUUUAGACAUUAGUUUGUCUAGAUGACUAAAAAUCAGAAAUGUAAUUUUAUGUGAAAGCAUUCUCUGCAUUUUUAAUUAUGUUUACAUUAACUGCACUCAGAGUGAUCUGUGAAUUUUUAGACAUUUUUUAAAUAAUUGCUAGUGAUGACAGGCAAUUUUACUACACUUGGCAUAUGUAAUGUAUGUUAAACAUACAAUGUAAUUGCAAAAAAUGAUUGAAAUAUUAAACGUUUGCAAAACAAAAUAUUUAAAGAAAAGAAAGAUGAUUGUUUAGGGUGAAACAGUGAUUGUGGUUUGCUUAAUGUUGACUUUGAGAACACUAAGUAAACCUGGUGCAAAGUU